This is a messenger RNA of Epinephelus fuscoguttatus (brown-marbled grouper), 2390 nucleotides long. It is a transcript of the gene ppap2d, whose product is annotated as phosphatidic acid phosphatase type 2D. Gene Ontology annotation, biological process: phospholipid metabolic process; signal transduction; phospholipid dephosphorylation. NCBI's taxonomy places the organism in Eukaryota, Metazoa, Chordata, Actinopteri, Perciformes, Serranidae. The record is from RefSeq and is a predicted model, not a curated record. The coding region runs from base 1 to 993 and encodes 330 amino acids. Gene Ontology annotation, molecular function: phosphatidate phosphatase activity. The transcript has 6 exons.
AUGCAGAAGUUUAUCUCCACCGGUACCCACGGCAACACGCUGCCCCGGGACGCGGAGCUCCAGCUGCGGUUAUCUGACAGCGGAGGAGUCGGGGACGGGAAGGAGAAUGGAGGUGGGAGGCAUUUCCUCAGCCAACCUGAGGAGGAGAAAUCAUUUUGCACCAAGAGGAAGAUGCUCGUCGGUUUGGAUGUAAUUUGUCUUUGUGUCGCCUCCAUCCCCUUCUUCGCAUGUGAAUUGAAGGCAGUGACUCCGUACAGGCGAGGCUUCUUCUGCGGAGACUCCAGCAUCACCUACCCCUUCAAGAAGAAAGAGGCCAUCCCUGACAGCCUGCUUAUCGGUGGUGGUAUUGUCAUCACUGGCCUAACGAUUGCGCUAGGUGAGUGCUACCGGGUGCGUUUCCGAGGUGUACACUCGCGGGCGUUUAUCCGAAACUGCUAUGUGUCCUGCCUGUACAAGGAGCUAGGAAGCUUCCUAUUUGGUUGCUGUGUGGGUCAGUCUCUCACCAACAUGGCCAAGCUAAGCGUGGGACGCCUGCGACCCAACUUCCUGUCUGUCUGCAACAUCACCUACGCGUCCAUCAACUGCACUCCGGGCAGCUACGUGCCCCAGGUGGACUGCAAGCGGUCUGAUCAGAAGAUGGUGGAGGAAGCGAGGAAGUCUUUUUUUUCCGGCCAUGCUUCCUUCGCAAUGUACACCAUGCUCUACUUGGCAUUCUACCUGCAGGCGCGGUUGUCGUGGCGAGGAGCUCGACUGUUGCGCCCACUAAUACAGUUCCUCUUAGUGAUGAUCGCCAUCUACACCGGCCUGAGCCGCAUCUCUGACUACCGUCACCACCCCACUGACGUCCUCACGGGCUUUAUACAAGGAGGGCUCACUGCAUACUGGGUGGCCUUCUACAUCUCCUCCAUGUUUAAGCCCUGUGCCCGUCCAGACCUGUCUCCCACGAGCAUGUCCCUGGAGAGCCCACUGUCCAGUCAGCAAACUGUCUGUUAGCAGGCACAUGCAGUCAUCCCAGGAAUCAGAAGAUGGACUGCAGAAAGACAGGGAGAACGUGAGACAGCACAGUGGAGGAGCGGAGAGAAGAGGUCGUUAAUAAAGGGAAUCACUCUAAGAGAAGGAUACGAUUAAAGAGUACAAUCUAACACACGCUUGCUCGUCUGGGCAUACUGAUACAUUCACACAAUCUAAUGUUCACACUCACACAUGUGAAAUACAAGAAGCACAUUUGACUGUAAGUCAAACCCGUCCAGUGAAAAGAACUGCAUAGCAAUAUUACAGAUAUUUUUUUAUAUAUGAAAAAAAAAAAUCUUUAUUUUUCAAGAGGAUUUUUAGAAGCUGCUAAUGUUGAUAGUUUUCUUCUGUGAUGGAGGCAUUAUGGUCAGUGUGUUUAGUUAGCUUUCAGAGCAGAACUGGUCACUCUUUGGUCUUGGGUGAGAGUGGAGAGAACGCCAGCCUCCUUUUUGUUUUUGAUCUUCUGCUCAGCUUGGAAAACAUCGCCCUGCAGCUGUGAACUGAGACCAUUAGACCUCAGAUGUAAAGACAGCUCUGUGCCAAGUAAUAAGGAACAAGCAGUGGCGUCAACAUCUAACCAUCUGUACCUUCUGAUGUGCCGCUGCUUUAAUCAGACUGCCCUGCAUCACUAUGACUAAACAAUAACCUGUAUGUAAGCAAAGAAAAAAAACAGUAUUUGAGCUGUAAUACAAUGCUAUCCCUCUUUUUGUGUAACCGAGGUGGUGACGGGGAGGAAUCUGACCUUCCCCAAAACUACUACUUUUCUGUACUAACCACUUUGACUGUGUCUCAGAGGUGGAGGUUUGACUGAAUUUUGUAACCGUAGACCUUUUGCCCCCCUGGACUCCAAUCUCUGAGCUGCACCUUGAUUUAUGCCACUCUGACAGGAGGGCCGACGUGGCUGCGACCCCAGUGGCCCUCCUGCGCAUCUUUAUUAAUAGCACUUGAACGUACAUAAUGGAACCUUCUAAUUAUAAUCAAUAUUAUAUAUUUUAUCACAAGUUUGAAUAAUCAGUGUUUAUUUUUGUUAAUGUCAGACUUAUACACUUUUUUUUUGUUCUUGAAAUGAUAAUUAUUCAAAUUGAAUGUAAAUAGCUGUCAUUUUAUAAACCACAGAAUUUCAAAAGUAUUAGUUCCAGUUUUUGGACAGUUUUUACAUGUUUAUUAAGUGUUUGUAUUUGUGUCAAUCAGGUACGGAGAGUUACUAUUGUAUCUGUUGUAACUACUAGACUGAGCCACAGAUAUUAUCAGAAAGCUAUAUUUUUUGUGUUCCCAGUUAUUGUUAUUUGUCCAUUUUGUCUGUGAAUGCCAGAAAAAGGCAGGAAUAACCACUGUACUCAAAAAACCAAACCAAUAAAAUGAAUGUUGAAUGUUUUUAA